Molecule: messenger RNA, 5467 nt
Organism: Pelodiscus sinensis (Chinese soft-shelled turtle)
Lineage: Eukaryota; Metazoa; Chordata; Testudines; Trionychidae
Source: RefSeq, a predicted model, not a curated record
GCAGGCAACCCAGCUCAGUCCUGGCUCACGCUAAGUCCGGGACCCACCCCUGUUUCAGCUGUGCAUUUCAAGCGUAUUAAGGGGCAGGUAGGUGGCCCGGCUCAGUUCUGGCUCACGCUGGGUCUGGGAGCUCGGACCCCCCACUAGACAGGGACUACUGCCACCUCACGCUGCUUUCUCUUUCUCGGAAGCAACAGCACAAGGCAACAGGCAGCUGGUCCACAAGAGGAGUUGGUUUUUAAACUCUCUCCCCUCAUGGACCAGCUCCCGCCUGGCAUCUUGUGCUGCUGCCUCUGAUACAGUGGCUUCUGGCCCUGCCCUCGGGGUCUAUCGAAUAGUCAACUAGCGGAUAAAAUUUCAUGAGGUUACUCGACUAUUCAAUUAGCCGAUAUUUAAUAUCCCGAGAGAGAACACUUCUCAUGAUUUUGGUUCAUUCAGACAACCAGACCUUGCAUUUCUUUGUUGCACUGUUUGCAUCUUGCAUGCAUGCCUAUCUUACUCUUUGGUAGAGGAACUGCAUUAAAAUAUUCCCAAACUGGGUUUCUCUUACAGCCUGCUGCUAUUAUAGGUUUUCCUUCCUCGUGAGAGAAUGGUAUAGUAGAUCUCAAAUCAAUGAAGGCUACACUCAGAAAGGCCUCAGGACUUCUGGAAUAUGCUGCUUAAACAGUUUCACUUUUAUUUCUGCUGCCUCUCCCUCCCUUCUCACAUUCAUCUCCAGACUACUCCUUGUCCGGUUCUACUCCACCCCCAACGUUCUUCUAUUCAUUAAACUUUCUGAAACUUUGUACCUUUACAGAGAGGUGUGCAUCGUGUACAUUGACUCAGUGUGCACAAAUUUGCAGGGGGACAAUAGUGUUGAGGUCUGUUUCUCACCUCUUAUGUAUUAUUUAUUUCAAAACAUUUUUGCUGUUUACAAGCAUGUUAUCUGUGGAGGCACAAACCCACAGUUUGAGAACUGCAAAACUGAACAUCUCUGGUAUCUUCUGCACUGAGUCCCAUUGGGUAGCUAGAAAGAUUAACUUAAUCAUCUGUACAGAAGCCUCUGGAACUCCAUGAUACUGGAUCCCUAAUCCAUGAACUCUUGGAACUUCUCUUAAACAUUACAUGAAUAUGUUGUCUCCUACUAUAGAAUUACAAUGUAUAAUCCCUAUUCCAUUAUGAGGUAUCUUUGAGCUAUAGUGUAUCUUAAUUAAAACUAUAUUUAGACAAGUUUGUUCCUCAAGGAUUUUAUCAAAAAAGUCCUAUUUCAAUAUUUAAAAAUGAGUUUUGAUUUUAAAAAAGCAUUGAUUUUUAUCCACCCUGAUAUUCACCAUUUCUGAGCAAACUGAAAAAGCACAGUUAAUUAAGAUUCUGAAAAUAUCAGUCUUAAUUGCUUAAUGUACACUUAAUAUUGUUAUAGUAUACCCACCUAGGUAGCAAAAAGGUAUACAAAAUCUGAUAUAAAGGCUCUUUUAGUUGUAAAUCAGCAUGUUUUAAUGAUUUAUAUCAACCAAUGUAAGUGUACUUUUUUAGUAAAUAACUCAGGUACAGAUGGAAAAGUUGAUUAACAUGGAGCUUUCCAUUUGGUGAUUUUAAAUUACCUUGAUUUAAAUCAGUCUACUCUGAUCCACAUACUGACUCAACAGGUGAUUAGCCCCCCGGAGAUGUUGCUGGUAUUUCUAGAUUUGUCUACAGAAAAGAAGAUUUAUAAAAAUCUACUGUUGAUAUCACUGCCGGAGAAGAUGAAUAAAUGUGGAGUAGUGUAGCCCAGCUUCAGUAGGAGCUGACUUUUUGCUGGGGAGCAGAUUGGGACAUAGGAGUUGCCCCUCAGUGUUGGUUUGAAUGGGAAAUCAGAUUUUCCCUUAUUGGAGCAUUUUGGUUAAAUGAUUCAAUUACUGUCCAUUAAAAAAAAUCUUUUGAAUGAAUUCACCUUAGAUUUUUGAAAAUCUUUUUUCAUGCCAGUGUCUCAUUAUACAUUGCUGCUAUCAAGAUGUCUAUUUCCCGUUUAUUAUUUCAGUAUUUAAAAGUCUUUACCAAUAUACUGAAUACUUAGAGGCUACAAUAGUGGACCUGUAGAAAAGCCUAAAGAUAUUUACUCACUAAUUAGAUUUACUGAUUAGGAUGUUCCUGUAUGAAAUGACUGUUUUAUUUUCUUUCAUUUGGAAUUAAACUUAUGAAAACAUACUCUUACAGUGAUCAAUCAUGGAUUUCAAAUUCAGAGUUUGGGCUGGAAUUUUCCUUUUUAGCAGGACAUGAAGAUCAAACCCAAUGCACAGCACAACAGUUGCAUUUGGAACGAAAACAAAAUGGCUCGAGGACGCACGAGCAAUAGCAUCAAACAGAGCGACUUCACUAACAGCACCAAUCCACAGGAUUUAGAGAGAAGACUUUUUGUCGGCAAUUUGCCCACAGACCACAUGACUCGUGAAGAAAUGGAAGAGAUAUUUUCAAAAUAUGGCAAAAUCAGGGCCCUCAGCAUGUUCCAUGGCUAUGGGUUCGUGCAGUAUGAACGUCUAGAAGACGUCCAGGCCGCUCUGGACGGUGAGAAGGGUCGCCUUUAUAAAGGGUAUAGAUUAGAUAUUAAUAAAGCAGCGGAAAGAAGAAAUAUGAAUAAGGCUUCAUCAAGGUCCAGCCCAGCACGAAGAGAGCAGUAUGCGUAUGGAGAUGGCCGAGAUGCAAGACGCGAUCGCUCUCCUAUCCGGGGGAGCCCACGAAGAGAGCCCAGGGAUGGUAGAAAUGGCCGAGAUUCCAGAGAUGGUCGAGAUAUGCGAAGCAGAGAUGUACGUGAUCCCAGAGAUGCUAGAGACCACAGGGACCCGAGAGACCUGCGCGAGCCCCGGGACAUGAGGGACCCGAGAGACCUGCGCGAGCCCCGGGACAUGAGGGACCCGAGAGAGCUGCGCGAGCCUCGUGAUGCUAGAGACCUCCGUGACCCAAGGGAUCCUGUGUAUGAACGAUACCGGGAUGUAAGGGAGCCACGGGACCCUGAGUACAGAAGAGAUGAUGCUUAUGACCGUUACCUUCGCCUGGAAGACUAUUACCGGAGGAAGGAUGAUUCUUAUGACCGUUACAGAGAUCACUUUGACAGAGCCCCCUUGAGUGCAGAAGAGCGCCUGAAACGCGAGGAGCGCCGCAGGGAGGAGCUAUACCGUCAGUACUUUGAGGAAAUCAAGAGGCGCUUUGAAUCAGAGAGGCCUGUGGACUGUUCUGUGAUAGUGGUCAAUAAGCAGACAAAGGAGUAUGCCGAGUCAGUGGGGCGGAAGGUGCGGGAUCUGGGUAUGGUCGUGGAUCUGAUCUUCCUCAACACAGAAAUGUCACUGAGCCAGGCCCUGGAAGAUGUGGGCAGAGGAGGGUCUCCUUUUGCCAUUGUCAUCACUCAACAACACCAAGUUCACCGCUCCUGCACUGUUAACAUCAUGUUUGGCACACCACAAGAACAUCGCAAUAUGCCCCAAGCUGAUGCAAUGGUGCUGGUGGCAAGGAAUUAUGAGCGGUACAAGGCAGAGAGCCGGGAGAAGGAGCGUGAAGAAAUAGCCAGGCAGGCUGCCAAGAUGGCAGAUGAAGCAAUUCUGCAGGAACGUGAACGCCCACCACCCAUAGAGGAAGGUGCCAGAGGGGGCCACCCGCCUGGGAUCCAGAGUCUCUUGAACCUGCUGGCAGACAACCGCUAUCUGACUGCAGAAGAGACCGAUAAAGUCAUCAAUUACCUGAGAGAGCGGAAGGAGCGACUGCUUAGAGGAAGUUCGGACUCUCUGCAGGCUCCACUGUCGAGGCAGUCUCUUGGGGUGCCUUCCGGAUCAUCGAUGACCAGCCAGACCAGCCUUCCAAGCGCUCAGACUCAUCCAAGCACUCAGCCCCUGGCCUCUGCCCCCCCAGUCACAGUGUCCGCCACUAAUCCCCAACAGGAGCUUCAGGCAAAAAUCCUCAGCCUCUUCAACAGUGGGGCUGCAGCUGCAGCGGCAGGAGCUGCUGUAGCAAACAGUAGCUCUGCGGUUUCCACGGCGGCCUCCGGGGGCACUCAGAACCAGAACUACGCUAGCGUAGCCAGCAGCCAGGCCCGGGCAGUGCAGCUCAGCGCUGCAGGCCUGAACCAAGCUCAGCAGCGAACGCAGGCCCCUGUGCCUCAGCUUCCUGCGCUCCCAGGCUCCACAAGGAAUGCAGGCCCCAGGCCUGGGGCGCCUCAGCCGCCCCAGGUGCACUAUGGUCAGCACCAGAAUCGGCUGCCUACCCCUAGCAACAUAGCCGCUCAGAGGCCCGUGUCCUCCUCAGGCAUCAACUUUGACAACCCCAGUGUGCAGAAAGCCUUGGACACCCUAAUCCAGAGCGGCCCUGCACUCUCCCACCUGGUGAGUCAGACAGUGGCCCAGGGCCGAGCAGGGCCCUCUGCCCCCCAACCCAUGGGCUCCUACCAGCGCCACUACUAGCAUCUCGCUGCAGAGCCCCGCCCCUUCGCCAGUCCCAUCCUCCUAGCUCUUAAGUCUUUUGUCCUAGCCCUGCACAUGCAUGUCCUCUCCCCCGGGGUCCUGUGCUGCCCCGGGCCACGCCUUCUCCACAGGGCUAGAGCCCGCGGCCCGGUAGGGUAGCUGUGGGACGUGUCGCCUUUUUCCCUCCUGGCGGGGAGCUGCAUUCAGAGAGCAGCUCCUGCUCUUGCAGCCCACUGGCUUUCAUGGCAGUGGGGCUGGCAGAGAGUGUCACAAGGAGCUUAGCACAGCCAAGUGGGUCUGUCUGCGCCUGACCCCCUCCCUCUGCAGGGCGUGGCCUCGGCACUGGGCCUGGGUCGGAAGCCCAUGAGCCCGAUGAGGGGAAAGAUCCCGGGUGGUGCUGGAGCAGCUGAACUCCUGAGGCAUGUACAAGACUUGACCUCCCUCCCCCCCUCCCCCCAUGGCAGGGCUAAGACUUCGAGGCUCAGUGAGGCCAGCAAGGAUCUGUUGUCCCUACUCAGGUGAGGCACUUUCCAGCUUUGUUCUGGGUGUAACGGCAAACCCUGCUGCUCAGGCCAGGAGAGGGAGCUCCAAACCGACCAGCAGUGCAUUGGGGCCGUGGCCGCAGAACCCCUGGGUCUGUGCAGCUAUUCCUCCCAGAAUUGGGUCCAGCAGGCUCGCGGGACGGGGAGUCUGCGCUCUGCAGGAGGAUUGGCUCUGGCUCGGGCUGGGAGGCAGUGCAGAGAGGACUCCUAUGUUUUUAAGUUUCCAAACGUUUUAGUAGCAGCACUGGAUGCUUUUGUGGAAAGUCAGGCAGCGAUUCCCAAGCAGAUUUUUAACUUGUGGCCUGCUUCGUUGGGGCAAACUGACUAGAUCUGUCUGCAGUGCCAAAGGGAAUCCCUAGCCUCCAGAGUCCCCGGGGCUUCCUGGGGCAGGCAGGCAGAAGUGGUUGAGAAAGCAAAGUUCCUGGAGCAGCGACUCCCUGUCCUGAAUGGUUUGUGUUGUGGAGCGUUUUUCUUUGUGCUGUUACAAGAGGACAUGACUUUUUAAUAAAAUUGACAGGCAAA